Molecule: messenger RNA, 2225 nt
Organism: Nipponia nippon (crested ibis)
Lineage: Eukaryota; Metazoa; Chordata; Aves; Pelecaniformes; Threskiornithidae
Source: RefSeq, a predicted model, not a curated record
CGCUUGCCACCGGGCCAUGUGGAAAAAGCUGCCAGAGUGGCCGAAGACCAUGACAGGUCUCCCAAGCACGUCAGGAACUACUGCCAGCGUGGUAAUUAUCCGCGGCUCAAAGAUGUACGUUGCUCAUGUUGGCGAUUCAGGAGUGGUGCUGGGGGUCCAGGAUGACCCCAAAGAUGACUUUGUGAGAGCUGUGGAGGUGACACAGGACCACAAGCCAGAACUUCCCAAAGAAAGGGAGAGAAUUGAAGGCCUUGGGGGCAGUGUGAUCAACAAAUCUGGUGUGAAUCGCGUCGUUUGGAAGAGACCUCGUCUGACUCACAAUGGCCCUGUGCGCCGCAGCACCGUCAUUGACCAGAUUCCGUUCCUGGCAGUUGCUAGAGCGCUUGGCGAUCUUUGGAGCUACGACUUCUACAGCGGUGAAUUUGUUGUGUCUCCUGAACCUGACACUAGUGUGCACACAAUUGAUCCCCAGAAGCACAAAUAUAUUAUCCUUGGCAGUGAUGGGCUGUGGAACAUGAUCCCGCCUCAAGAUGCUAUCUCCAUGUGCCAGGAUCACGAGGAGAAAAAAUACUUCAUGGGAGAGCACCGACAGUCUUGUGCCAAAAUGCUGGUGAACAGAGCGCUAGGCCGGUGGAGGCAACGCAUGCUUCGUGCAGAUAACACCAGUGCCAUCGUCAUCUGCAUCUCGCCGUUGCAGGAUAGCAAAAGCAACUUGGAAAAUGAAGAAGAAUUGUAUCUCAACUUGGCAGAGAGCCCCUGCUAUAGCAGCCCUGAUAUGAAUGUCAUGACACCCUCCCGCUGCUGUACCCCCCCUGUCAAGCUUUUAGAAGAUGAUCCGUGGCCACGACUGAAUGCUUCUGAGGCUGUUCCUCCCCUCGUGCAUAGCAACGCGAUCUCAGAAAAAUAUUUAGAGCUGCCAAACGAGAUUGCCAAAAGCAAUUUACCUUCAUCGGGAGCAACCCCGAAGGAUUCAGGCCCACAGGAGGAGAAGUGCAGCAAAGCGCUGGCAUUAAGGAUACAUGAAUCCUACAGUAAUGGUUUGUCAGUCAGUCUCUCCCCUUCCAACUCUGCAAAUUCAGGCACGGACCAAAAAGGCUUCAAGGUGUCUCCUAAUGGCCAAACAAAAGCCCAAGAUGCAGAGAGGACACCCACAGCAAACUUUAAAAGGACAUUGGAAGAAUCCAACUCUGGCCCAGCUCUGAAGAAGCCCAGACGUGGCCUGAGUCGAAACAUCAGCGUGCAACCAGAAGGCAUCUCCACGACGCCGCAGCGAAAAAACUCAAACAAGCUGGCCAUGCGACGCAGCCUGCGGGGCCAGAAGAAGCUCAGCAAUUCACUCUUCCACCCGCCCAGGAAAGCAGUCUGCGUUUGCUGAAGGGCGUCUUUGGUGCAGAAGUCUGAAACUCUUCCUGUUUUAUCUUUUUUUAAAGUAGAAACUUUUUUUGGUAUCAAACAGCUUUAUCCCAGCCUUGUACUUGCUUGUAUUAUAACUGUGAAUUUUGUAGAUGUGUAGGGUAUAAGUAACUGUAAAAUGUGUGUAAAUUUGUAUUCCUUCAUAUAAAUGUAGUCUCUUUUCUUCCUUGUAUAAUUGUUACAGCGGGGCUAAACCUUGUUUAAAAAAAAAAAAAUCCUUUUUGUUAAUUUACUAAAGUCAUGAAUUUGUAUACGCUUCUUGUGAUGAAAAUUUCACAACUUUUUAACUAAAGUAAAUUAUUAAACAGAAUGGAAGAUAUGUAUUUUCGUAGUACUAUAUGUUCCACCUAAAGUGUGUCUUUUAGAGAAUACACUAGGUCUAUAUUUUGUUUUUAAAUUUUAGAUUUCUCUACUCAGAAAUGAAAUGUACGUGGAAGCAGAGAUGUUGAGUCUUGCUUUACAGAGCUCAAUGUCGAUUUCUUUAUGUUAAUUAAAAUACUAUGCAGUAUCUUAUUUAGUUGUAUUUUUUGUAACAUUAAUCGUCGAAGUAUUUAGCAAAAAAGUGUGUGUUUUAAAACUCCGACUCCCAAAAGCAUCCUAUAAAGCCAUUCAUUCCCAUCCCCUGUUAUAAAUGAUGGCAUUUUUAUCCAGGCAUAAAUGUAUGCCCUACGGAGGCAUGAAUUUUCUGCUAUUCCAAUACUGAUGGUGCUGCUAAGACUUUCAACAUAAGUUCUUAAAUUAUUUUAUGACUAUUUUCCUUGAGUACGUGGACCAUGUGUAUGUUCACCUAAAUAAAACACGUGAAAAUUUGA